Molecule: messenger RNA, 7107 nt
Organism: Microtus oregoni (creeping vole)
Lineage: Eukaryota; Metazoa; Chordata; Mammalia; Rodentia; Cricetidae
Gene: Rab22a
Product: RAB22A, member RAS oncogene family
Exons: 6
Coding region: 297-1004 (235 amino acids)
Molecular function (GO): GTPase activity; GTP binding
Source: RefSeq, a predicted model, not a curated record
CGGCGAAGGUGGCUGCCGAAGUGGGCGGGGAGGUCAGGUGACCCUGCCGGCGUCCCAAGAUGGCGGCGGCUGUAGAGCCCGGGAGGCCGAGGGAGCGUCCGGGCUGUUGAGGUGCCUUCGCGGGGCAAGCGACGGGUCGGCCGGACCGAAGGGCGGCGGCGGAGGCACGGCCGCCCCGCGUGCAGAGCCGGGGCUGGGUGGUGCCACCGGCAGCGGCGCCGGGGGAUGCUGGUGUUGGGCAGGGCCUCUCCCUCAACUUAGGGCGGCGGCAGGCCCGCACCCCUGGUCCCUGGACCAUGGCGCUGAGGGAACUCAAAGUGUGCCUGCUGGGGGAUACUGGUGUGGGUAAAUCAAGCAUCGUAUGGCGAUUCGUGGAAGACAGUUUUGAUCCGAAUAUCAAUCCUACCAUAGGGGCAUCUUUUAUGACCAAGACUGUCCAGUACCAAAAUGAGCUACAUAAAUUCCUAAUCUGGGAUACAGCUGGACAAGAACGAUUUCGUGCAUUGGCACCGAUGUACUAUCGAGGGUCAGCAGCAGCCAUCAUCGUUUAUGACAUCACAAAAGAAGAGACGUUUUCAACGCUCAAGAACUGGGUGAGAGAGCUCCGCCAGCAUGGCCCCCCUAGCAUUGUUGUUGCCAUUGCUGGGAACAAAUGCGAUCUUACUGACGUCAGGCCGAAGAAUUCCAUCCACAGAUGCCAACCCGCCGUCUGGCGGCAAAGGCUUCAAACUCCGAAGACAGCCAUCGGAGCCAAAGCGAAGCUGCUGCUGACAACCCGGGGCCCCACACUAAUGAAGAAGCGGGUGGUCCUGGAUGUUGCAGGAGGGCCAGUUCCUGCCAUUGGCAGCCGCCUCGUGCCCUGGAGUCUUCUUCAUGCAAAAAGGACUCAGAGGAACUGGCUGUUGGGUACUCUUGGAAGACUGAAGCAGGUGUUUGUAACUGCAGACUUGUGUCGCGGACUCUGGUGUGCAAAGGGACCACAUCCUUGGCUGCUGACUAGCUGAAAGGAGCAUCUGAUGUAUGGAUGGUAGGACUGAACUGCAGGUACUUUUGUAAUCAGGAUGUCGUGUAUCAUUUGUAAAGGGAAACGAGCACUUUUGUGGAUCUUAAGGGAAAACGCUGUGGAGAUGGCCAUCUCCUUGGUCCUUGUCGCUAGUGUCAGAGUUGCAUCAUUUAAGAUGUGGAAAAUGAUCACAAGUGGAGGGACGGUUGGCCCUGGAACAGUUUCCACCAUCUCUCAAGCACUUUCAUACACAGUAAAUUAACGCCACGGCGGCGGCGGCCUGGUUCACCUCGGGUUUCCUUCCGACCCAGUAUGUGUCACCACACAUUAGUUUUAUCAUUACCUUUCUCAGUAAGCGCUCAUGGUCCAGGUGAUGGUGUAGAGAUGUUACCUGGAGUCAGUUGAGAUAAGCAGUGCUUUAAAAGGAAGAGAGAAAGAACAAAGGAAAUGAUUUUUUUGGUUUUUGGUCCAGGUAUUUGGUGGAAAAAACAAAAACAAAUGUGUGCUGCCUAGCAUAUGUACAUUUGUAGUCUAUAUUUAUGAGACCAUUGCUUAAAAUUAUAAAUUAUGUAAAUACAUUAAUAACUUUUGAAUUCCACAUUUAGUACUCCAUUUAGUCGUGCACCCACUCAUUUUUCAGCCAGUCCACAGGAGAUUUUGAAGCGCAUUCACCUUGUGCAAAAGCAUGGAGCACUUAGCUCACAGCUCCUUCCUCCUCCCCUUGCCCUUCUGCAUCCCAUCUGGAAAUGGUAAUAAAGACAUAUGCCUCCUUGACAAGCUGACCGGUCCUUGCUAGCCUGGGGCAAGUGAGAGCCUAGCACCCAGCACUCACCUGGCCUUAGCAGUAGGGAGCUCAGACCAACUGUGUUGACAGUGCUUUGCAUAGAACAGCCAGUUCGCCUCACCUCCUUUAUUCUCUCUUGCCUCUGCUAGUGCUUUGCACUCUUUUCCCUCAGGAGCCUAAUGAGGUUCUUAAUAUAAUCUAAAAAUAAAGCCCCCAAGUGAAACUGCUGGAAAUUUGUUCCUGGUCUAAUUUGGCACCCUUCCAGCCCAAGUAUUGUAAGGGAAGGAAAUUUACAAGAUUAAAUAGGAAAUGAAACAGCUUGAAUUUCAAACCAAAUUGUGUUUUCAGAGCUGUCCUUAACUAAACAGUCAAAACUUUUCAAAACAACUGUUACUACUUUGCACCCUCCCAUACAUGCUCCACAUGGAGAGGUUUUAGCAAAAGGGCAGCCCAGAUGACACAGACCUGGGUGAGGCCUCGUGAGCGUCUCAGCUGUUUACUCUUACUCAAGUCAGACUGGGAGCGCCUUGUGUGGACUCAUUGUCACCUCGUCCCUGAGCCUCCUGCGCAGCAUUAAAUUCUCACACGUGAGAAAACCCUGUGAUUUCCCAAGACUGAGCUGCUUCCACCUGCAGUGGCUUGAUACGACUUGACAUACACCUGCAGAAAACAGCACUGCUCAGCUCAUGUGGACGAGGCUGCCCAUGUGAGACCCUUUCUGUCUCAUUUCACCAAAAAACGGUAUAAAUUCAUGAUCUGAACAGUCCAGUAAAUUCUGGAAGUCGUGGGGCAUGCAGUGACUGCUGUCCUGUGGCACCUGUGACUUCUCUAGCUGAUUCCCUCUCAUGCCACAUGGAGGGAGUGACUCUGGCCAUGGCUGCAUGUCUUCCCAACAGAAUGAGCAGCAUGACUCAUGGUCAUGACCCUGUGUUCAUGUCUUUCUUGCCCACUCUGUCACCAGUCUGUCCAAGAAAUGAAGGGGGCUGCCCUGCCUGUGGUGUCGUGUACUGCUUAAUGGCAGUGGAUUGCAGCUGGGCCCACACUCCAUGGUCAGUGAACACAGGGAGGUCUCCAUGUCCUUUCUUCCUAUAAAAUGUAUAUUAAAAUGUAGGCAGACAUAGUGCUUUAUUCUGACCACAUUGUCUCUUGGUUGUUUCUUUUUUUUUUUUUUUUUUUUGAUUUUUCGAGACAGGGUUUCUCCGUAGCCUUUGGUUCCUGUCCUGGAACUAGCUCUUGUAGACCAGGCUGGCCUCGAACUCACAGAGAUCUGCCUGUCUCUGCCUCCCGAGUGCUGGGAUUAAAGGCGUGCACCACCACCGCCCGGUUUCCUGGUUGUUUCUUAAGAGAAAUAGCCAGACUCCAAAGGCAUUGAGACAUUGCUCCUCCAAAAAAAAAAUCUUUGGUUCCAAAUGAUGCAGGGCCAUUUUUAAAAACUUUGAAGACUGAACAGAAGGGGCAAGAUCUUUAAUUAACUGCCAGUGUGUAUUGAUUUCUUUCAGAGAAAUUGAAAUAAGCUCCUUGCAGGUGUCCAAUCCUAGGAGCCACUGGUCUCUCGAUCUCUUCUUUUACAUAAGUGUUUUUCUGAUUCUGUGAUAACUAAUUAACUAUCAUUUGGUGAUUAAAAGAACAUAAAGUGAGAGUCUGAUUAAGUGUCCUUCAGUGUGAACUCUGUGAGAAGUGAUUGGAGAGAAAUACCUACUGCAAGCCUUUCUGGUUCCCAAUGAAAUUCCAUUGCCUGCUUGUCAGCUGCAGCCAAGACAAGCACUGUACAUGGCAGUCGGGAGAUUUAUUCCUUUUAAAAUAACCUGGGUCCUUGUUCCCCAUUUAUGAUGAUAUUUGAAGUGCCCACCUCUUCUCAUUGUGCUCCUCUUCCUUGGAUGCCUACCCAGGUCAAAUGAUCAAGAUUUUCUUAUGAGAGACAUGGUUAUAUCAAGAGGCCAGUAUCGUUGUGAAGAUUAGCUGUUCUCUGGAUUGUUAAAUAUGUGAUGGGGGCUGGCAGUGACCCACAUUUAAUUUCAGAACUUAACCUAUAAGUCUUACAUCUGUUCCUUGUCUCCAGGGGGAAAGUGGGUUUGAGGACUUCUAAAGCUCUUAAGAUAUACAGCUGAGAGUGUUCUGUAGGUUGCUGUCACCCGGCACCCAGGGGGCUGCCAAACCAGAGGGUCUGCUGCUGUAUUUCAAGGUUCCCAUGUUUGAGUGGGUGGGUUCAGUUUGGGGUACACUGCGUGUCAGUACAUCGGCCUCCAUGUCCCAAAAGGCAAUAGUUCGCUGCCUUCUGUCUUUUCUAUUGCAAAAGAGGCUAAUGGGGUUCCGUUUAACAUUUCUCACCCAUUCAUUCAGAGACUGUGACAUGUGGACCCUCAUACUAUGUGAUCUCUGCAACUAGCCCUUAGCCACCCAUGUGUCUGCAAGACCCUGCAGGAGUCAGGAGAGAAUCCUCCUGGGGAAAGGUAGCUGGGAACCCUUAGCUCUUCUCUAACGGCCAGUCGUGCUUCAGAGCAUGGCAGCCAGACAGGUGGCUUGGACCACAGAACUUACCAGGCUCUUCAGCCUGAUUCUGGUGAGAGCAGAGUGGUCAUGGAAUCCCUUGUAAGUUCUUACUUAAAUUUAUUUUGAAGGGACAAGCAGCACAAUUUUUGUUCAUUGUUUGAUUUUUAUCAGUUUUUAAGGAAGAAAUGGGAUAUACUUUUAAGAUUCAAGCUGUUAACUAUGCCUUCAUGGGGGGGGGGGGGGGUGAUGAUAAAAGAUGUUGGUUUAAGACAACCCAUGAAUGAUUUUGAUUUUUUUUUAAUGAGGUUGACGAGAUGGCUCGGCAGGUAAAGGCACUUGCUUCUAAGGCUGAUGACACAAGUCCAGUCUCUGGAGCCCACAGGGUAGAAGGACAAUUCCACAAGUUGUCCUCUGAUCGCCACGUGUCCUCCUACACCACACACACACAAAUAAGUGUCAUAAUGUUUAAAAAAUGUUCUGUGCAGUACAUUAUCUAGAAGACAAACAGAGCACUGUGCAGUUUAGGAAAAGGAGGGUCAGGUAGAAUUUAGCCUGAGACUUAAAAGAAUGACCUCGACAGAUUUCCUGUGACGGCAGAGAUCUUGUCCAGGGAUAGAAAACCAGGCAAUCUGAUUAUCUGAUUUGCAAGAAAUGUUAAUGGAAUUCCAGGGCAUUUGUCCUGUUUUAUGUGAAAAUGAAGCUCUAAAAAAUAUUAGAAGGGUAUUACCCUUCUCAGGAGCCUUCCUUCUGCACCUCAGAAGGUGAUGAGUUAGGGGCCUACACUGAUGAAGUUCAUUAGACAUGCUGAGAAGGGCAAAUGAAUAGAGCUUGGAAUCACUGUAUUUCUCAGCUCGUCCUUCAGGAUGCUCCGAGCAUGUAGGAGUGAUUUACUAUCUGGAACUAGGACUUCCACCAGCAUAGAUCAAGUUUAAUUUGAUGGUCUGUACCAUCAGAAAUAACUAAUAUCUGUGUUCUUUCCUCUCAGAGGGUAAUCAAUUAGAGAUGUGCUAGAAUAUUUUUGGCUUCAAAACAAAAGGAUUCAGAAGUUUAAUAAAAUAGAAUCUCAGACCUUCCAUCGAUUCCUUUCAUUAUGUUGAACGUUUUAGAUAGCAAGAUUAGAAUAUAUAAAUAGUAGAUAGUAAGAUUGAAACCAUAAUGUCCAAAAAACUUGCAGGGAAAAAAUGUUUUAAUUUGCUGUGAGUUCAUUUUAUGGUGCCCAGUGCCUCAUCAAAAUGCUGCAUAAUUACAACAAGCAAAAAUCCGGGUAGGUCUCCACAGACACGACUUAAAAAGUGCCAAGCUCUGUCUCCCAAUUAAUGGGGAGUCUAAGACAGUAAUGUCUUUUUUAGAGCCUUCUUUAAUUGACAGUUUUCAAGCGUGGGUCUUAAUGUCCUCCUUAAUGGCACAGUAGAGAUGGCAAUCUGCUGCUGUCCUCGUACCACUUUUGAUUCAGGAACUGGACAGUGUUUAGAGGCAGGUUGUGGACAGCAGUCCACUGAAGGGAUUCAUCUUUACAUAGAACUAACUAUAACAUUGUCAAGGAGGCCCCCAAAGCAUCUAAAACCCAGUGUGUGCUUCAUCCACUGCUCCACAAAGCAGGGCUUUAAUUACUUGCUCAGCCAGCCUGGAGUCCUCCCCAUGCUCGCCAGCUCCAGAUCACUGCCAGACUCCUCCCAUUAUACUGUUUGCUUUUAGGGCUUGUCUUAACAUUGUUUGACCACCAUUAGCACUUGGCAUUUACACUUUAAUUAUCCAUUUCACCCCUUGGAAAAGCUUGGAAGCAAGGAUGGAGCCCCUACCUCCCAAAUCCCUUUUUGUUGUUACUACAUGGUCAUGAAAUUUUCUCAACUUGGGUCAUUCCCCCACGAUGUCAGAGAGACCAGUUAGAUUGGUGGGGGAGGAUGAGUGGCAGCUGGGUAGUCAGCAGCUGAUGCGGCUCUGUUUUUAAACCAUUGGUUGUGUUCUGUAGACAUAACUUUAUUGCCCUGGGAAGGAUCUUUUUUUUUUAAUGUCCCACUCAGUCUUUCCAUCAUUUUACAUCACAAGUCACUUAUACCAUCAUCCAUCGCUGCUCUGACCUUCAGAAAUUAUGGCCUGCCUUCCUUAUGAUCGACACUGAAUUCUUGCCUUACUCUCAUUUUCUGUGGGCUCUCCCUCAGGCACUCUGCCCCAGCGAUCUUGGCAUGUAUGGUAUGCCCUUCCCUGUGGGGUAAAGAGCCCCCAGGACUUUCAAAAGGGCAGUAGGCAGCAUGAGCCUGCAAGGCAAACACAACUGAAUGACGAAAUGGGAUCUGUUGUGGGUGAUAGGGUGGUGGACUGGAGAAUCAGCUGCACAAAGUUUGAAGGAAAGAAAACCUAAGCCCUGUACCAGCAAUCCUUUCUGCUCCUGAGAGUGCCACCCCUUGUCAAGACCCAGUGGAAGGAGUAGCGCCCUGUGCCUUUUUUAAUAGCAUCUGUAUGAAAAUCGAAUUGUUCCUGGUUUCCCAAGCCUGGUAACACUCUAAACGCCUGAAUGAAAAGCCGUGGCUUCACAAGCCUGUAUGGAUGUUUGAUGACCAUUUUUGCAGUCUGACCUUUGGCUGGGCCUAAGUCUGUGUUUUGUUUGUAAACGUUGAAGAAAGGAAACUCCACCUUUUCCUUCUCGUUGUAAGAUUUUUCUUUUGUGACCUGUUUGCAGAUGGUAAAUCUAGCAUCCUUUGGAACAGUGUUUCUUCAGCUUGACUUGUAUUGUAUGCUUUUAUAGAGUAUGGCAUGCUCCAUCACUAUAAGAUUUAUGUCAGGAGAGGUGUAAACAUUUCGUUAAUAAAAUGCUGUGUUUACAGAUGCAUGA